AUGUCUAUUAAUUCUAAAGAAUUUUCUAACGAAGAAAACUCGUCGCAAGCUUUGCACGAAUAUAAUUCAGCUCUAAGUAGCUCAUUGGAAACACGAUAUAAUGAGGCUUCAAUAAAUUCCCAUAUUGUAUUCAUUUCGAAACCUUUAAAUGUUAACCCAGUCACUUCAGAUGCUCAGAGACAAAGUACGAAUACGAAUCAAAAGAAGCCGGACAAAAAAAAGAAACGUUUAGAUUCAAAUACGUCAAAUGAAUAUUUCAAACGAAGUAAAUACGCGAACGAGGAAAUACUUGAAGUGAACCUUGCUGCCACAUUCUCAGGGAAUCCAUCAACGUGGAGCUAUGAAAUAAUGGUUGCCCAGCAACCUGUACGUGCACGCAUGUGCGGAUUCGGAGAUAAGGAUCGAAGACCCCUUUCUCCGGCACCAGUAGUCCAGCUUAUUGUUAAGGAUAUUCAAGGGAAAAUGAUACAACCAAAGGAAAUAAAUUGCUCAUUAUUUGUGGUUCAUGCAUCUCUUUGGAAAGAAAACGGCAUCGAUGAAGCCAUGAUAGUUGCACACCUUCCAUCCAGGCUAUCUCCCGCAAACUCCACACAAUCUUUGACCAAUAAUUUACUUGGAAAUCGAGCCGCAUCCCCAUAUACAUUAAACGACAUCAACGGUAUACCAGGAGUAUAUUUUAUAUUUUCGGAUUUAAGCGUAAGAACUGAUGGAGAAUUUAAACUAAUCUUCAAUUUAAUGGAUCUGGGCAUAGCUACCAAUUAUCCUUCGACUUCGAAUAAUCGACGAAAAAUUAUUAAUGUGGGAUCUCCAGCGUCGGAUGUUCUGGCUAGCGUAUCUUCUAAUAGUUUUGAGGUGUUUCCUGCGAAGAAGUUUCCAGGGAUGCUUGAAAGCACUGCUUUAAUUCGGUGUUUUUCGAACCAGGGCUUGAAGAUCCCAGUGCGCAAUAGUCACUUAACAAAACAUAACUCACAGGAACCUCAAUCCGAAGAAUCAUCUGACAGAAUACCUGCGACUAAUAAGUGA
Molecule: messenger RNA, 1023 nt
Organism: Ambispora gerdemannii
Lineage: Eukaryota; Fungi; Glomeromycota; Glomeromycetes; Archaeosporales; Ambisporaceae
Source: the annotation of a GenBank genome assembly